UCGGGAAAGGCACACGCUUGUCCGAAUUCGAAAUUCGAACAUGGACUCGCGCGGAAACCUGCCAGUAUUAUAAAAAAAAACUUUAUGUUCGGAAACGUGACUCGUGCGGUCCAUUUUCACAUCUAAACCGGAACUCAUGUGUCGAUAAAAGCAAAGACAAUAAUAACAUUGGGAUCGUUUAGCGACUCUCCGUUUGCGUUUUCAGUUAUGUCGCGCCUGUAAAUUUUAGACGCAAGGUUGUUUUCAGUGAAAGUGACUGUAGUGUGACAUUUUGAAAUCGAUAGUUUAAGUAAUUGGACGACCACGUUCGCAUUGUGUGAACAGAAUUAUUGACUUGAAAAAUUUGCAGUGAAGUGAAUGUGGGAUUUUGUUGUUCGCUGAAUUUCUCUGAAAUUCCACCAAAGACCGAAGAUGAACCAAAAGUGCAAAGUGUGCGGCGAGCCGGCGGCGGGCUUCCACUUCGGAGCCUUCACGUGUGAGGGCUGCAAGUCGUUCUUCGGCCGCUCCUACAACAACUUGAACUCGAUCACCGAGUGCAAAAACAACGGAGAAUGCGUCAUCAACAAGAAGAACCGGACGGCGUGCAAGGCGUGCCGCCUGCGCAAGUGCCUCAUGGUGGGCAUGUCCAAGUCGGGGUCGCGCUACGGCCGCCGCUCCAACUGGUUCAAGAUCCACUGCCUCCUGCAGGAGCAGCAGCAGCAGGCGCAGCGCUCCCCCCCGCGCGUGCCGCCCUCCCCGCACCUCGCGCCGCCCUUCCCCCCGCACCUGUUCCCCGGCCUCGCCCGCCCGAGGUCUAAAGAAGAACUCGCGCUCCUCGGCCUCGACGACUACAAGUCCACCUGCGCCGGCUCCCCCGACUCGCACCGCAGCAACUCCUCGCCUAAACUACAUGAGGAGAAGAGCCGCAUCUCGUCGAGGCCCCCGGACCGGCCGCUCACCCCCCCGCGCGAGGCGUAUGUCCCGCUGCAGCUCUCCAACCUCGCCUCCUUGCCGCACUUCCCGCACUCGCCCUUCCUCCCGCCCCCUCCCUUCAGCCCCUUCGCCCCCAACCACCCCCUACUAUUCCCCGGAGGCUUCCACCCGGCGCUAUAUCACAGGAAUCUGCUAGAGCACGCGGCGUUUCGCGAGAACAACAACGACGUCAGAAUAGACGAUCACAACGCUGACUCGAAGCGUUUCUUCUUGGAUGAGGUGCUGAAGUCGCAGCAGAGGAGUCAGGUGGCGAUUGCGGCUCGGUCGCCGGUGUCGCCGAGGUCUCCUAGAUCUCCUAGAUCUCCUAGAUCUCCUAGAGAGGAGGACGGUGUAUCGGAGCGCGAGUUCGUGCCGACGCCGCCGGCGGAGCGCAGGGCGUCGGCGUCGCCGUUGCAGGAGAACCCCAUGGAUCUGUCGGUGCGGUCGGACGGGCGCUCCAGCGCGGGCCGGCGGCGGUCGGACGACAGCGACGCGGCGCCCGACGACGACUCCGCCAGCCACGCCGCCUCCAGCGAGGAUGAAGAUGUCGCAUUCACACAGAUCAAGCGGAUCAAACUACACCCCCUCGACCUCACCACCAAAGUCUGACGAGAGAACCUCCUGCGGUGCAACUUUUAAUUAAACACUCGUUGUUUUUACGGCGUACUUAGUAUUCUGUGUCAGUGAAAAAAGUAAAAUUAAGGGCCAGUAAAUCGGAUUGUGAUCAUUAAAAUAAGUAGUGACAGAAAGACAUUGAGAUUUGUUUUGCGCUUUGUUAUCGCUUGAUUUAAAAGAGUCUAUCCAAAUACGUACAUUAAGUAGUUUUAGUUAAGUUAAAGAAAUUUUAUUCGGUACUUAAAGUAACCCGGUUGCAGGAUGUACAAAUCAUUGUAAAUACUAAAUUAUUAUGUACUUUAAAGACUUAGGUUAGGUUUAGUUAGUGAUUUCAAUUUAAUGAGGUACAGCCGGGUGUUAACAACAUUCCCUCUAGAGAAGAAUUAUUUGUAUUUUUGUAUAAUUUGAAUUAAUAUAACUUAUUGCUGUAAGUAGAAAAUGAAUGUUUUGUUUGUGAUUGUGGUGUUCAUUUCGAGUGCGUUUUUGUUACUUUCAUUUUGUAUUAGGUAUUUAAUUACAAUUAUUAUUUUACGUACAUCAUUACUUCUGUUUUUCACAUUCUAUAUUUUAAGGAGAAUGCAAGGUAUAUUGAAAUUCACAACCUGACUGUAAGUAAAUAAAUAAAUAUACUCGAAUGUAAAUAAUAUUUUUGAUAGAUAUUGCUCAAUUUUUCCUCAGAUAUUGUCCUAUACUCAGAAAUAAAAAACCUUAUAGUCAAAUUAAAUAUACUCAAAUAUUGUUUUUGUGGUGAAAUACCUAUAGAUACUUUUGUAAAUAUAACUAUUUUAGUUAGCGUGUUUGUAUCAGUGCCAGUUUUGUCUACAAAGAUAUUUGUCAAACUGAAAUGUGUAAAGUGUUCAAAUAUUUUUAUAAAUAAUUACUUACUGUUUGACAAAUUUGUUUGGCUGGAAAAUAUUUACGAAUGCAGUGUGUACUAAAUACAUUCCACGGAUGCGUACAAAAUAAAAUAUUUAUGCACUCGAA
Molecule: messenger RNA, 2550 nt
Organism: Plutella xylostella (diamondback moth)
Lineage: Eukaryota; Metazoa; Arthropoda; Insecta; Lepidoptera; Plutellidae
Product: knirps-related protein
Biological process (GO): regulation of DNA-templated transcription
Molecular function (GO): DNA-binding transcription factor activity; zinc ion binding; sequence-specific DNA binding
Source: RefSeq, a predicted model, not a curated record